This is a messenger RNA of Leguminivora glycinivorella, 1988 nucleotides long. It is a transcript of the gene not, whose product is annotated as ubiquitin carboxyl-terminal hydrolase nonstop. Gene Ontology annotation, molecular function: cysteine-type deubiquitinase activity; zinc ion binding. Bases 381 to 1856 code for a protein of 491 amino acids. Gene Ontology annotation, biological process: protein deubiquitination. Lineage: Eukaryota; Metazoa; Arthropoda; Insecta; Lepidoptera; Tortricidae. The transcript has 7 exons. The record is from RefSeq and is a predicted model, not a curated record.
UUCUCUUUUGUGAAUCCGUACCGUUCGUGAUACGUUCGUGCUUCACACCGUGCCAUAUUCGCCUGCGCUAGCCUCGGACGAAUCGAGAUCGAGUCGACUGCCCGGUUCAGCAAGCAAAGCGACUGCGAGUGCUAGCCCAUCCCAUGGUCGUUUGAGAGCUCAGAGCUCGCUUUGCGUUUGCGUAGCCCUGCAAUAACGCAAACGCAUCUUGUUUCUUCUUCAUAUUCACAUCAAUAUCAGCUCGUGUUUUAUUUUUCGAAGAAUUUUUCUUUUGUGUUGAAUUAAAACGUGUGUCCAGUCAGUGUUAUUAUGAUUUCGGUAUAAAAGCUUGCGGCGUAGAAAAUUUAGUUUUGCGUCGCCGGUGUUAUACAAACAAGAAUAUGAAUGACAAUGGAUGCAUUCACCUAAAUAAUUUUAAGGCAGCCAAAGGAUCUAAUCCUUACAAGAUAGUGCAUGCAUUUUUCGUGUCUUGCACUUCAUUAGAAGCUAGAAAAUACAAGGCCACAUCAUGUCUGUGUUUCACAUGUGGCCAGCCCGGGCCCCGCAUGCAUUCCUGUCUGCAUUGCAUAUUCUUUGCCUGUUACGCAGGCCACAUUCAGGACCACUCGAAAACUAAAAAGCAUUUCCUCUAUGUUGAUUUGAGCUAUGGAAAUAUAUUCUGUGCUCAAUGCCAGGACUACAUUUAUGAUAGAGAAUUGGCUGAAAUUGCUUUGAGUCAUCGGCUAAAAGAAGCUAAGUCCCUGGGCAUCGGCGCGCCAUUCAUGCCAUGGCUGCCUAACGCCAACGAGGCGACGGCGCUCCGGCGCCUCCGCAAGCGGCGCCUCAUCAGCCCCUCCACCACCAUAGGGCUCCGGGGGCUGCAGAACCUCGGUUCCACCUGUUUCAUGAACUGUAUCGUACAGGCCCUGAUCCACACGCCUCUUCUCCGCGACUACUUCCUCGGUGAGAAGCACAAGUGUAAGUCGCAGGGCUCCGGCAAGUGUUUGGUCUGCGAAGUGUCGAAGCUGUUCCAGGAGUUCUACUCUGGCGCGAAGACCCCGCUGACGCUGCACCGCCUGCUGCACCUGAUCUGGACGCACGCGCGCCACCUGGCGGGCUACGAGCAACAGGACGCGCACGAGUUCUUCAUCGCCACGCUGGACGUGCUCCACAGACACUGCAUGAACGGCGUCGAGGAGCACACAGAAAAGACAGAAAAAGAGACGGGUCGCUGUAAUUGCAUCAUCGACCAGAUAUUUACCGGCGGCCUGCAGAGCGACGUCGUCUGCACCUCCUGCUCCGGAGUCUCCACCACCAUCGACCCUUUCUGGGACAUCAGUCUCGAUGUAGCCGGCCCUGGGUCGCUACAAGCCUGUCUCGAGAGAUUUACCCGGGCUGAGCACCUAGGAUCUGGUGCCAAGAUUAAGUGCUCCAACUGCCGAGCGUACCGCGAAUCAACUAAACAGCUCACCCUCGAAACGCUACCCAUAGUAGCCAGCUUCCAUCUCAAACGCUUCGAACAUUCUUCGCAAAUCGACAGGAAGAUAUCCACCUUCGUAUCCUUCCCGGCCGAAUUAGACAUGACUCCCUUCAUGUCGUCACACCGCAGAUCUGUCGACAGUGGUGCUACAGACAAUAACAAUGCUCCAGAAGGGAUAUUCGAGGAUAAUAGAUACUCUUUAUUCGCUGUGGUGAAUCAUUUGGGGUCGUUGGACGCAGGGCACUACACAGCAUACGUGCGACAGAUGAAGGGCAGCUGGUUCAAGUGCGAUGACCACAUGAUUACGCGGGCUUCGCUCAGAGAGGUGCUCGAUAGCGAGGGAUAUCUCCUCUUCUACCACAAGACUGUACUGGAGUAUGAAUGUGAGAACUUAUAAGUUAAUCUAUAAAUUAAUUUACCAUGGUGUGACCAACGGCCUUCGUCAAAAGUAUUGAGUACACAUUUUCUACAAAACUAUGGAGGGAAGUAUUUUUUUUAUUUGUAGUAGAGCAUUUCUUUUUUUUUGCCA